Molecule: messenger RNA, 1339 nt
Organism: Staurois parvus
Lineage: Eukaryota; Metazoa; Chordata; Amphibia; Anura; Ranidae
Source: the annotation of a GenBank genome assembly
AUGAAGGUGAAGGUGCUGUGCCGGAAUCCGAACGAUUAUGUGCGGGAGACCAGUAAGGAUCUGCAGAGGGUUCCUCGGAACUAUGAUCCUUCUCUGCACCCAUUUGAAGUUCCUCGGGAAUACGCCAGAGCCCUCAACGCCACCAAACUUGAGCGUGUCUUUGCCAAGCCGUUCAUUGCUUCAUUAGAUGGUCACAGAGAUGGCAUUAACUGUAUGGCGAAACAUCCCAAGAGCUUGUCAACUGUGUUCUCGGGAGCCUGCGACGGAGAGGUGAAGAUAUGGAAUUUGGCCACUCGGCAGUGUACCAGGACCAUACAGGCACAUGAGGGAUUUGUCAGAGGGCUCUGUGUUCGAUUUUGUGGAACAUCGUUUUUUACAGUGGGUGAUGAUAAGACAGUAAAACAGUGGAAGAUGGAAAGUCCAGGAUAUGGAGAGAAUGAGGAACCUAUACAUACAAUACUGGGAAAGACUGUCUUCACAGGGGUGGACCAUCAUUGGAGAGGUGCUGUAUUUGCCACAUGUGGGCAGCAGGUGGAUAUCUGGGAUGAACAGAGGACGAGUCCUAUGAGAUCAUACUCCUGGGGAGUGGACAGCAUUACAAGCGUUCGUUAUAACCCCAUUGAGACACACAUUUUAGGAAGCUGCGCAGUUUGACAGAAGUAUUGUCCUUUAUGACACGCGGAAGCCUACACCACUGAAAAAGAUUAUUCUAGAAAUGAGAACAAAUGCGAUCUGCUGGAACCCCAUGGAAGCUUUUAUUUUUACAGCUGCUAAUGAGAACUACAAACUGUACACCUAUGACAUGCGCUACAUGAACCGUCCAGUAACGGUGCACAUGGACCAUGUGUCUGCUGUCCUGGAUGUUGAUUAUUCCCCUACUGGAAAGGAAUUCGUAUCUGCCAGCUUUGAUAAAUCCAUUCGCAUCUUUUCAGUUGAAAGCGGCCACAGCAGGGAAGUGUAUCACACAAAGAGAAUGCAGCAUGUAACCUGUGUCAGAUGGUCAGCGGACAACAAAUACGUUCUGUGCGGUUCAGAUGAAAUGAACAUCCGCAUAUGGAAAGCCAAUGCUUCAGAAAAACUUGGCCUGCUGACACCACGUGAGAAGGCUGCUCGGAACUACAGCCAGAAGCUAAAGGAAAAAUUUCAGCAUCACCCACAAAUCAAGAGAAUUUCAAGACACAGACACCUCCCCAAAUUCAUCUACAGCCAGAUGAAGGAGCAACGCAUCAUGAAGGAAGCUCGUCGCAAGAAGGAAAUGAAUCGUCGCAAACAUAGCAAAGCAGGCUCGGUGCCGUUUGUAUCAGAGAAGCACAAGCCUGUGGUCGCCGUGGUGAAUUAA